Erinaceus europaeus (western European hedgehog) is the source of this 5656-nucleotide messenger RNA. It is a transcript of the gene CXCR5, whose product is annotated as C-X-C motif chemokine receptor 5. The record is from RefSeq and is a predicted model, not a curated record. Gene Ontology annotation, molecular function: C-X-C chemokine receptor activity. The transcript has 3 exons. Bases 2865 to 4043 code for a protein of 392 amino acids. Gene Ontology annotation, biological process: chemotaxis; immune response; lymph node development. Gene Ontology annotation, cellular component: membrane. Lineage: Eukaryota; Metazoa; Chordata; Mammalia; Eulipotyphla; Erinaceidae.
CAAAUAUAUAUAAAUAUAGACAGGUUGUUGUAGAAAUAAUAGUUAAUCCAUAUCUGCAACCUUAGGAAAACUGCUGUAGCUUCCAAUGGAGGGAUUGGGGAUACAGAACUCUGGUGGUGGGAAUGGUACGGAGUUGUGCCCCUGUUAUCUUGUAAUUUUGUAAAUCAAUAUUAAAUCCCUAAUAAAAUUUUUAAAAAAUAGGAAAAUUACUUCAAGAAGGAAGCCUGACAUUUUUUUUUUCUUCCCCAUCAAGACUGCCUUUUCUAGAUCCUCAGAAUAGUUACAGCGUGAAGACCAAAGAAAGCUGAAUAAACUUGAAGAUUGUUGGCAGACCUUUACACAGCUGGACUGCAGAGACCAUAAACAUUGAGUUACACAUGAUGUGGCUGGUGGGCAGAUUGUAGAUAGCAUAACGGCUAUGCAAAGAGACUCUCAUGCCUGAGGCUUCAAGUCCCAGGUUCAAUCCCGUGCACUACCAUAAACCAGAGCUGAGCAGUGCUCUGCUUAAAAAAAAAACAAAACAUGCAGAUGAUGUGGCUGGUGACUCAGUCACAGUUCUGCCCCUUGGGUCUAGGUGCUACUAAUUUGUUGGCAACACCACAGGCUGCUGUGACCUGGGCCAGGGUGGAGAAGGGCAGCACAUCAGGUGAUAUGGCCACACUGCAGUAUAUCAAAGCAGUGUUAAGGGACCCACUGACAUGCAGUUCUGCAGGGGAACUACAGGAAUCCUAGGGAAAAGGGAGGAGAGAGAGAGAGAGAGAUCAUUGUUACAUGGUUCAAGCUAGGAAGAAAAUGCUAUUAAAUCCUGUUUCCUGGCCCAACUCCUAGCAUAGCUAAUACUUGGAAGUGUCUAGUUUCCUGGAUUGCUUCCUUCUUAUUUAUUUUUUUUCCCCCUCUCAUAGGCAGCUGAUGCCUGGGUAUUCAGUUUUCUUUUGCCCCUUAGUUUCAGAUGGCCAAAAGGCCCACUGUGGCCCCUGCUCAUGAUUCAGACUGAAAUAGUGGCCUGCUUUGCAUGCCAGUUCAAGGACUUUUCAGUUCUUGUUUCUUUGAAAAGGCCUUGCCAGGGAAGCAGUAUGAAAUGUCAGGUUCCGGUCUGGUAUUCCCCCCUUACCUUCAACCUUGUAGUUUGACUCUUGUGGAGUUCCCUGUCAUCCCAGAAUCCCUGCAUGUUAAUGGACUUGGCUAAAUCAGAAAUGGCUGCAUGAUGUAAGAUGUCACAACCAUCUGAGAUCACUUUUUCACUUUACAUCACCUCCUAUAAACAGAUGGAAUCCACACUGAUGAACCCAACCCAUUCCCUCUUAGUAUAUACUUGUUAGAGGUUCAGAGUUACAGAGAAAUUAUCAAUUUCUUUCUAUCUAAUAACAAAAGACAUCUAUCAAUUUUUACAGUUAUCUGUUAUAGAGACUCACAAGUUUGAGGGUUGGCUGGUCCUUAUUCAUAUCUUACCUAGCCCUGUUCUAAGACCCUGAGUUUAGGCUUUCUUUUCCUGUCUUGGGCACAAGGCAUGACUCUACAUCACAUUUUCAAUGACCUCCUUGCUCUUAAGUCUUCUAAAUACAAGAAUACUUAAAUUUUUAUCAGCCCUCUGGGGCUUAAAUUCAAGGUCGUAAGGAUGACAUUGGGAAUUUAAACUUGGAAAUUAUAAAAGUAUGAAAAUUCUCAAGACAUUAGUACUUUUGCUAGGGCUACCUAUGUCAACUUUUAUGGCUAUUGGAGAUGAUCAGAGAUGGUUAAUAAAACUUUCAGAAAUAGAUUUUUUUUUUUUUUUAGUAAAACUAUUCUUUCAUCCUUUGCUUUAUGAAGAAUAGCCACUUUCCAGAUAUCUGUAUAUAUGCUUAAAAUUCUCUAUAUUCUGAAAGCCCUUUUCUGAAUGUUCUGAACAAAUGAUCCAGGUAAGUUAAGAGUUGAAAAUCAAGGAUCCAAAGUAAUUAGUCAAAAUAGAUCAAGAACUCUGCUGGAAAAAAAAAGAAAAAAGAACUUGAGCAGCUCAUAAAAGGGGAAAUAAUAUCGGGCUAAAAGACACGUGGGAAAAUGUUCAGCUUCACUAGCAACAAAAAUGCAAAUUAAAAAACCAGGUACCUUUUUUUCAACUGUAAAGCAUGCAAAAGUGUAUAUAUAUAUAUAUAUGGAGAGAGAGAGAGAGAGAGAGAGAGAAUCUCCAGGGCUGUUGAAGUGUGGUGCAUAGGUAUUCUCGCAUCUGGCUAGUGAUACUAUAAACUGAUAUACUCUUAGGGAAACAAUCCAAUGAUGCAUGUCAAUUAUAAUCCUGUUAAAUUAUGCUAAGAAAUUUAUCCAAAAUUUAUACAGAAAUUCUUCACAAAAGUACAGUAUUAUUUAUAAGACAGAAAAAAAUGGAACCAAUUUAGUUGUCAAAAAUGGGAAACUAGUUAAACAAAUUUAAUUACAUAUUCUUAAAGUAAAACAUUAGUGCUAUGAUUAGUAAAGACAUUUUGUAAAGUUUCUAGUAAUGGGGGAAAUGCUUUUACUUCAAUGAUAAGCAAGAAAAAGCAAAUAAAACAUUGGAUACACAUUAUACUCUCAGAUGUUAAAAACAAUAUACUAAUUUAUUAGCAGUGCUUAUCUUGGAGUCUUGGAAUCACUGGUCAUUUUUUUUCUUCCUUGUUCUCUCUCUCUCUCUCUCUCUUUUUUUUGUCAUCACUGGGGCUUCACCUCUCCAGGUUGAUUUCUUUAGAUAAAGUCAGAGAAAGAGAGGAAAGGACACCACAGCACUGAAGCUUCCUCUAGUGUGGUGGGGGCCAGGCUCAAAGCUCUGUCUUGCCAGUAACAGAAAGUGCACUAUCCAGAUUGCUGCUCAGCUCUGGCCUUUAGUGGCGCUGGGGAUGGAACGGCGAUCAGACUGAAUGUUGACUCCUUCAGGACUAGCCAUGGAGAAAGAAUCUUGGUGCAUAGUGAGAAGCAUGGAAGCGAGGCUACACACAAAGUGGGUCUGGCACAAACAAAACAAAGCCUUGUACAAAGAAUUUAGCAACUACAAUGACACCUCAGAUGACCCGGAUAUUGAGACCCCCAUUUGCUCCAUGGUUGAGGGACCCCUGCUGUCUUCCUUCAAGGCUGUGUUUAUCCCCGUGGCCUAUGGUCUCAUCUUCCUUCUGGGAAUGAUGGGCAACAUCCUGGUACUGGUGAUUCUAGAGCGGCACCGGCAGACACGCAGCUCCACCGAGACCUUCCUCUUCCAUCUGGCAGUGGCCGACCUCCUCCUGGUCUUCAUCCUGCCCUUUGCUGUGGCCGAGGGCUGUGUGGGCUGGGUGCUGGGCACUUUCCUCUGCAAAACUGUGAUUGCUUUGCACAAGAUCAACUUUUACUGCAGCAGCCUGCUCUUGGCCUGCAUUGCUGUGGACCGCUACCUGGCCAUCGUCCACGCUGUCCACGCCUACCGCCACCGCCGCCUCCUCUCCAUCCAUAUCACCUGUGCCACCAUCUGGCUAGCAGGCUUCUUCUUCGCCUUGCCAGAGAUCCUCUUUGCCAAGGUCAGCCAGCCCCAUCACAAUGAUUCUCUGCCACACUGCACCUUCUCCCAAGAGAGCCAAGCGGAAACCAACGCCUGGUUCACCUCCCGCUUCCUCUACCAUGUUGGGGGGUUCUUGCUGCCCUUGCUGGUGAUGUGCUGGUGCUAUGUUGGAGUGGUACACAGACUGUGCCAGGCCCAGCGGCGCCCCCAGAGGCAGAAGGCAGUCAGAGUAGCCAUCCUAGUGACAAGUGUCUUCUUUAUCUGCUGGUCACCCUACCACAUUGUCAUCUUCCUGGACACCCUUUCCAGGCUGAAGACCAUGGGCAACAGCUGUGACAUGAACGGCUACCUCUCUGUGGCCAUCACCAUGAGCGAGUUCCUGGGCCUGGCCCACUGCUGCCUCAAUCCCAUGCUCUACACCUUUGCUGGUGUGAAGUUCCGAAAUGACCUAUCACGGCUUCUGACCAAGCUGGGCUGUGCUGGCCCUGCCUCCCUCUGCCAGCUCUUCCCUAACUGGCGCAAGAGCAGUCUCUCCGAAUCAGAGAAUGCCACAUCCCUCACCACUUUCUAGGUCCCUCUGGAGGGUGAGGGGGACACAUGUAGCGAUGCUGAAACUCUUCCAACAGGGGUUGAGAUCCUCAGAGAUGACCCUGGUCACUGCCCUCAUGGGGCAGUGAGAUGAAACAACCCCCUUUCCAGGACAUUCAUGCCAACUCUUUCCCCAACCCCAGGGCCAGGCUGGAGCCCAGGGAGGGGAAAUAAAGGACAUCUCUUCCAUCUGCAUCACCUUGCGCCAAGAGGACCCUAGCACCCAGCUCUCAUCUUAAUUAACAUCCAAAUCUCAAGAAACAAUUUCUACUCUGGCCUUGCCAGUAGAGAACAUCAAGCCACACUCAGAACGCACUCCAUCACUGUAAGAGGAUCACUGACCCGCACCUCCUCUCCUAUCCUACCUGUAUAAAGAAGCCAGAAACUGAGCAUCAGGACUGAAGGGUGAGGAUGAGGAAAGGCCAACUGGCAACAGUGUGGCUGUAACAUGUCUCAGUCAUUAGCAAACACAGACAUUCUGCCAGGCCACCAGGCCAGCAGCAUUUUGACGAAGCAGGAAACUCAGAUUUACUGGCCCCAUCCAACUGGCUACCCCUGGCUCAGAUCAAAAUGGCACAGGGCCAGCCCCAUGGCACAGGGCCCUGGGAGGUCUGCAGACUGAGGAAAAACUCCAGGAGCCCUCAGAGGCCAGCUAGUGUGCUGGAGAAAAACUAAGGCUGAGCCAGCAAUAAAGGAGCCCAACAGGGGAGAAAAUGUCUCCCUCCUCAGUCUCAAGGAAGGAAAACCAAUGCCAGAAUCUUCUCUGCACAGGGUGGAGAGUUCCAAGUUGGGUCAGGGACUGCAGGAUCCAGGGCCUUGGUGUCUGGACACUGAUGGGGAAAGGAGGCAUAAUCAUCCCUCCUCACUCCCCUCAUCAAAAGCCACACAGCCAGAGGUAGUCUCCCCUGAGCAGCAGUCAAGAGGCCCAGUCCCCAGCAGAGGGAGCACUUAGUUUAGAGAACUGAUGUAAAUCCCUGGAGAAAGGCAUAUUGAAAGACAGGCAGACAUCCUUUCAUCUCAUCCAGCCCCCCCACCUACAGGCCAAGCCCAUCCUCUCUGGGUUUCAGCAAGAGCCACAGUUCCGCUGAGAUUGGGAAGUAGAGAAGCCAGUCUGGGCAGGGAAGUCCCCAGACCCAGGAGGCCAACUCUGCCCCAAGAGGAUAGCACUCAGGUGAAACCAGAGGAAGCUCCUCCUCACUCACCCUCCCCAGGAGGGCUCUCCCUUUGCUCUCCCAUCUCUGGUCUGACUGGAGGAGAUAGCAGGGACCCCUGUGUUUGCUGAAACAACCUCUGGUUUACCCAACCCCACUCAGCUCUCCCGGAGGCCCCCACAGGGACUGCCACCAGAGCUGUGACCCAGGGGACUGGGCAUUGUUUGUGGUGAAGCCCUGGGGUGGCCCUUUCCUCCCAGAACCCACUGACAAGCUAGGUCAUGGAACUGGAGCCGGAAGCAAAAAGGCAACAGGUUGGAUUUUUAAUUUUCUCUUUUUAAUAAAAAGGCACCUAUAAAACAGGUCAAUACAGUACAGGCAGCACAGAGACCCCCGGAACAAGCCUAAAAAUUGUUUCAAAAUAAAAACCAAGAAGAUGUUUUCA